GAUUGAAUUCGAUCUAAUCGAAUGAGAAUCCAAAUUCACGCCUGACGGUGAGUGCAACGGCAAUUCAGUAAACAUUUGACUGUAUAGCCGCCGGUUGUCAGGCUCUUCCGACCGGUCAAGACGCCUUUACCCAUUGAGUUACGCGCUGACAAUACGCCAUCGGCCUGAUACAUGGUUCUGUCAGUUUUCGCCCACGUAGUCUUCACGUGUCUAAAAUGUCUGCAAAAUUCAGCGUUAAGAGGCUUUGAACAUAAUGUUAACUUUGUAAUGAAAGAAUGUGAAAGAGCAUCUACGGCACAUAUUAAGGGAACAUGGAUAUAGAAACUGAGAAAGUUAUCGAUCUUGUCUUUCCCGACGGAUUGCCAGAAUCAUGGAAGGAAAAUCCAGACUUUUACCAGUAUUUGUCAAAGAUAGGAGGCUUUGAUGUGGAACAAUUGAAUAAAGAACCUGAGCAUUUGACUGAUGACAAAAAUUCUGUACUGCUGCAAACCCAGGAAUUAGCCUUUUCUAACUAUAAGACAUUCAUUCGAACUGCUGAAAGUUCAAGAGAAAUAUUCAGACAGUUCAACGAGACUGAAAAUCAUUUGGACAAUCUCAUCCAAAAGCUACCAAACUUUGCCAAAAGUUGCCAGUCUUUUUGUGAUGCCUCAAAAGAUAUCAAUACACAUCGUCGAUUGAAUGGUCUUACUUUAACUCGCAAUGCUCAACUUCUUGAGAUACUGGAAAUGCCUCAGUUAAUGGAGUCGUGUUUAAGAAGUAAUCAGUACAAUGAAGCCUUAGAUUUAUCACAAUAUGCCAGGCAGCUGGGCGCAAAACAUGGAGACAUUCCCAUUAUAGCUUCCAUUGUAGCAGAGAUAGAAAAUAGUUGGUCAGGAAUGGUGAGCCAAGUUGUUGGUUCUCUGAGAGGAGAUCUUCCGCUUCCAAGGUGUCUGCAGCUCGUUGGGCUGUUAAGAUCGAUGGAUGCAUUCACAGAACCUGAAUUACGAGUCAAAUUCCUCCAGGCUAGAGAUAGCUGGCUGCAAGGAUUAUUGAAUGGGAUUUCUAAAGAAGAUCCUAAUCAACAUUUAAUAAAGACAAUCGAAUUAUCAAGGAUACAUUUAUUCAACAUAAUCACUCAAUAUCGGGCAAUUUUCAAUGAUGAUGAUCACUUGACGUCAUCUCGAGACAUCAUCAUUAAUGAAUCUGCGAUAUUUCAUCAUUGGCUAGAAGAAAAAAUAUUCCAAUUUUUGAUUACUCUUGAGCAAGAUUUACCCGGGGUAACUUCUAUAGACUCAGUUCUUGGGCAAUGCACGUAUUUUGGGUUGUCAUUCAGUAGAGUAGGUGCAGAUUUCACAGCAAGAAUGUCUGACAUAUUCAUUAGUGCUAUCGGAAACAGAUACGAAACGGCUGUGCGUAGAACAACAAGAAAAUUUGAAAAAGACAUGGAAACAUUUACACUGAUCAAUAAAUUACAACGGGUCGAUGUUAAAGCAGAAACAUCAGGGCGCUCUGAAAAUCCUCCAGAACAAUUAGUCGAAUUCUUUCCCUUGGCUGAAUAUUGUAAUGGAUUAAUAUCAGCUUUCAAUGAAUUGAGAUUGUGUGCUCCAGUUGCUCUAGUUGACAGGUUUACACAUCUUUUGCAAGAUUCUCUGCAAAGUGUAGCAAAAGCAAUGCUUAUAUUUUACAAACAAGAACAGCAGGCAUUCACGGUUGCUGAACGAGACAACAUGAUCACAUUUGCAGAAUCAUUGAGUGACCACUUAAUUCCUUACGUACAGUAUUGUAUACAUGCAAUCUUUCCACCAAGUCAAUGUGCCUCUCACCUAGGCAUCACUGUAAACCAGUUGCAGAAAGAGAGUAUUACCUAUUUGGAUCACAAAAGUAUCACUCAACCACUAGCCCCGUUAUUGCCGGUCAGACUAAUUUCAAAAGAUUCGAUUUUACCUCAAGCGACUGCCACAGAGCCUCUUCUAGAUACUUCACAGAAAGAACUCAUUUCCAGCAUAGACCAUAAUGUACUGGAACCUGCUGAAAACGUGUCUAGAGAACCUAUAAACACAAUCACAAUGAAUGAGACGGAUAAAGAUCUCGCAUCGAAUGUUGAAGUACCAAAAAUACAAAGAGAUACAGGUUUAGAAUGUGAAGAAGCAGUGACGACUGAAAGUAAUCAUCCAAUCGAUUGAAAUUACAUCUGCAAGAUUGUAUAUAUAAAUGGACACGUUACAAGGGAAAAUGUACGUGUGAUAUCAUCAUCUGCUACUGCAACGAGGAAUGAUGUGCUUAGUCAGUAACGAUUCACAGCGUCUUAAAGUAUUGCAUUUUUCUGGAGGAAUACAAAUAAGGAACCUGGGAAUCAAAAGGUAACUUUCAAAGUACCGAAAAAAUGAUUGAAAUUAUUAUUAAAGUACGUAAAUACAAAUGAUAUAACUAUGUUAUUACGUAAUAUUUCAUGCAUCACUACAAUUACCAUUUCUACUUCUAAUCCAUAUUGAAAAAUGGUCAAGAUUCUCGACACUUGCAGUAUGUACGAUAUUUUGGUUAUAAAAAUUUGCAAGUGCUGGUAACUAGUAAUUUCGUAAUGUGACGCAAUUAAUACUUGGUAAUUAAAAUAUCUGAAUAUUUUUCAUUAUAAUAUUGUCCGAACAUGUAGCGUGAUAAUUACAUUUGAGUACGUAUAUUUCUUGAGUUUGGUAAUUGUACUUUGUUAUUUCAAUUUCUGCCACGCAGUAUCCUAUAGUAGCAAAGUAAGCACAGUAAUAAUAGGUAGUACUCCAAACUGUUCAGAGCAGAAUUAUUGAACCUAAUUUUCGUAUCACAAAGAUUUCUUAUUCAAGUAAUUUAACCAAGGAUGUAAUGCUGCACAUUAUUUAAAAAUUCUUUAUUAAUAAUAUUCGAUUAUAUUUAAUCGAGAAAACGAAAGAGAUGUAAAUGAAUUAUUAUAAGAAAGCACAUUCUUUAGAAUCAUUUAUAAAGUCUUCAAUGUGGUACUUUAAGAAGUAACCAAAUUAAUGAAGUAUAAGGUAAGUUUUUAUACUGCACUUAUUCACACGUCGUGGCAUGUUUUUCUACAUAUUUUAUUUCAUAUCACUUCAUUUUCGAGCGCCAAUGCUGUCUAAACAAUUGAAACAUAAACACACAUCUCGUUCCAAGUUUCCGUAAUCAAUCAAGUUUAUAUUGUCC
Neodiprion fabricii is the source of this 3159-nucleotide messenger RNA. RefSeq names its product conserved oligomeric Golgi complex subunit 8 (gene Cog8). The record is from RefSeq and is a predicted model, not a curated record. Gene Ontology annotation, cellular component: COG complex. The transcript has 11 exons. Gene Ontology annotation, biological process: intra-Golgi vesicle-mediated transport. Lineage: Eukaryota; Metazoa; Arthropoda; Insecta; Hymenoptera; Diprionidae. Bases 312 to 2162 code for a protein of 616 amino acids.